AUGGUCAUCCAGUUAAUAUAUCUAACUGUAUCGUACAUGCUGCUGAAGGUGCUUCCAAUUGUGUAUCAAUACAUAUAUUCAAAGUGCCGAAGCCAUCAGGUGUGGGAGGGAAUAAGAAGGAAGUAUGUUCUCAUCAACGGUGCAACAGGAAAGGUGGGCCGGGGCUUGGCAAAGAGGUUUGCAGAGAGAGGAAUGAAAGUUCUUCUUGUUGGGAGGAGCGAGUCCAGACUGACAAGGCUGCACGCAAAAAUAGAAAGAAUGACAGAAUGUCACAUGCACAUUGUGGACUAUAAGAGAAGCCCCAAUCUAUCUUUUGUAGACAAGUACGAUAUAGGGAUCCUAAUAAACUGUGCUAGUACCAUAAAGGGUAGCCCUGCAUAUUUUGUGGAGCAAUCCAUCGAAGAUAUUAUGAAUGCCAAUCUUGUCGGCGUGAUGUCCUUGACGAGAUAUGUGCUUAUCAAUAUGAUGGAUUGCGGAUACGGGUAUAUAAUUAACAUCGGGUCUCUGAUGGGAGAGGGAUCGACUCCUCUGUAUUCUGCAUUUGGGUGCUCCAAGCAGGCCCUAAAGGCAUUGUCAGACUCUCUCUAUUACGAGUUAGAGGGAUACAAUGUGAAUGUGGAAUACAUGGGGGUUGGAGGUGUUUCGUCUGAGGAGGAUGGAGAGAGGCCUUCACUCUUGAAGCCUUCUUCAGAUACGCUUGCAGAUUCGAUUCUCAACACAUUCGGGUCUUCGAAGAUGUCUAUACCAUACUUUCCACAUUUUGUUCUGUAUCUUAUAAUGCUUUGUAUUCCCUCUCCACUUCUGAGUAGAAUAGUUCUUAGAAAAAACAAGCAGGAGAUGAUUGAGAUGAGAAACCGUGAGCUGGAGGGCCAGAAGGCAAAGUAG
Molecule: messenger RNA, 885 nt
Organism: Encephalitozoon hellem ATCC 50504
Lineage: Eukaryota; Fungi; Microsporidia; Unikaryonidae
Product: putative short-chain alcohol dehydrogenase
Exons: 1
Coding region: 1-885 (294 amino acids)
Molecular function (GO): oxidoreductase activity
Source: RefSeq, a predicted model, not a curated record